Molecule: messenger RNA, 1484 nt
Organism: Archocentrus centrarchus (flier cichlid)
Lineage: Eukaryota; Metazoa; Chordata; Actinopteri; Cichliformes; Cichlidae
Gene: gpank1
Product: G patch domain and ankyrin repeats 1
Exons: 4
Coding region: 381-1445 (354 amino acids)
Molecular function (GO): nucleic acid binding; protein binding
Source: RefSeq, a predicted model, not a curated record
AAGUAACGAGGACAACUUAGCCCGAAACUGCUUCCUGCUAUCAAGUAAACUCCAGAAUUUCUAACGUAAUCGGAUCUGAGACUAGUGAGUCUUCUUUAUGUCAUGUUUUCAUCAUAAAUAUUCGUUAAAGAGACUUUGGUAAUCUGAAAUUAUCCAUAAUUCAGAUGUUUAACUACUAAUGCUAAGACGCUAGGUAGCUAGCUGUUAUUAUAGCUCCCCGAUCCUGGUUGUUUCCAGUAUUUUAUUUAAUAUAUUGUGUGGACGCGCGUGUGGGUACGCUGUUAGCUGUUCUUUAGAAACUAUAAUGCCGCCUAUGAUGCUGUAAUUAUAGAUAAAUAGGAGACUUUCUGUCUGAGGUGUCUGCAGCUACAGUCAUCCCUAUGGCUGCUUUGGGCUUUACUCCUGCCAGAGAGCAGGAUGUUUUCAGCGUUGAAGCGGAACAAUCCAACUCGAAAACGAACAGUGGACUCAGCGGGGAAGAGGCCAAGCGUUUCUAUGAAAACUUAAUGAAAGGUGAGGAAGCUGGAGAUGGGUCAAAAGGUGCAGUUAGUAAGAAAGGCAGGGGACCUCAGAGUAGACAGGAGACUAGAGAGUCCAGCAGAAGAGCGAUGAGGAGGGUGAGGGCCGUGGAAGCACAGCAGGGUCAGAGUGAAAGGAACCGAACAGAGACUGGACACACAGAAAGAUCCGUGGAGCUCCUGGGUCUCCGGUUGCUGCUUUUUGCCCAUGAGGGAGACAUCUCCGGGCUCAAAGAGGUCCUCUCAAAGGGGGUCGACAUCAACUACCAGGAUACUUUCUUCUGGACAGCUGUCAUGUGUGCAAGCUGGUCGGGGCAGAGAGCAGCGGUGAGGCUGCUGCUACAGCACGGAGCAGCCUGGGUCGGAGUGGUUGAUACACAGGGCAGGGAUGCCAAAGACCUGGCACUGGAAGCUGGCCACAAUGAAGUGUUAGAGGAGCUGUUGAGCUACAGGAGAAUAAAGAGGGAAACACCAUCUGAUAGCAGUUCCCUCCAGCCUCAGUGGUGCAAUGUGUGUGGUAGCGAGUACAGCAGCAGCCUCUCUUCACAUCUCUCCUCCACUCUGCAUCAGUUCAGUCUGCGUCGUCCUCCACCCACCCCCUACUACUGCCUCCCCCCCUCUAGCAACAGCUACAAGAUGAUGGUUCGUUGUGGAUGGAAACCAGGAACGGGGCUGGGGCCGCAGGGAGAGGGGCCUAAACAGCCAGUGCCUACUGUGUUGAAGAGAGACCAGGAGGGUUUGGGAUAUGGACAGACAAAAAGAGCCAAAGUGACUCACUUCCAAGCCAGAGAUCGUGACUCUGUGAAACCACCGUCCAAGGAGAAAGUGGGGAUUGGAAGGAAAGGACAGAGGAAGGAAGAAAGUAAGAAAAGAGAACAAAAAGACAGGAACUGGGAAAGAGAUUUCCGUGCCUCUUUUUAUCUUUGACACUGGUUCAUCUCCAGGAUCACCUGAUAACUCAUAAAA